Parnassius apollo (apollo) is the source of this 2226-nucleotide messenger RNA. The record is from the annotation of a GenBank genome assembly. Lineage: Eukaryota; Metazoa; Arthropoda; Insecta; Lepidoptera; Papilionidae.
AUGAUGGCACAAAGAGGAACGCGCAUUGGGCCGCUGCCUGGGGGGCGCCGGGGCGCGUCUGGAGCUGGCGCUGGACGCGGCAGCAUGCGGGCCGCCAGCCGAGCGCGAGGAGCUGCACGAUCACCUAGCAGCCCCUCGCAUCCAUCAUCCCCACCAGAAGGCUUGGUGUCGGCUGGGUCUUCUCGGACUCAGCAAGCGGCACCCGCCGCUGGUGGAGCACGUCGCAUGCGUUGGACAAAACCUAUGAAUGAAAACGCAUUGCGGGCGUACUAUAGGGCGAAAGGGGAAGAAACUGUGGGAAUAGCGUAUAGGUCUCGGAUGCAUUGCUUUUUUGCUGAGCUGGAGCCUUCUACCCCCGUCACGGAACAAAACCUGGCAGACCGAGUUCGGUACAUCAUGCGCUCGAAAAUAUUUGAUGAUGCCGAACUCGGACGACUACGACGUGAGGCUAUUCCGUCGUCGAAUGAAUCGGCUAUGGCUGGAGAUGCAGCUCCACAUUCGACAGACCAGCAUCCACACGUGGAAGCCGCCCUGGAUCUUCCCGUUGUGGUUGAUUCGAACGACGAUGGAAUAGUCUCCCAUGAACUAGAGAAAAUGAGGAGUAUACUGGAAGAGGCGAUUUUGGAAACGCGCAGCACCCCUAUCGAAAAUCGACCGCGACUUCCCCGCAUACCCCUAAGCAAGCGAAAUCGGGCUGUCGUGAGGGCUCUUAACCCAAUGCUGGUGACCUAUUUGGAAGCCAGCCGGGACCUUUGCGAGACGGACUCAAUUCUCUUUGGCGCCGCAGUGGCAGUUUGCCGUAUUAUUGGCGCCAAACUUCCCAUGGCUGGACGCGCUACUACACAAAGUAGCGCCAUCCCAGCCUGGAGAAAAAGAAUCGAGGACCGUAUCGCAAAGGCAAGGGCCCUUAUCGGCAGACUGACAAGCUUCAGGUCGGGUAAUAAUAGACCGAGGAUUAUGCGCACCGUUAGGAUGGCGUUUGCUGGGACAAAUAUCAGUUUGUCCCAGCCGGAUAUCACGCAGAAACUAACGGAGCGCAUAGACGACCUGAAGCAAAAGAUCGCUGCUUGGGGGAAGCGGAUUCGACGAUUUACCGACAGGUCAAGGCGGUUCAACCAGAAUCGUCUCUUCCAGAGUGAUCAGAAGAGGCUCUAUAAAUCAUUGGAGCGGCCAAAGGUAUGUGGAGCGGGCCAAGGACCGGAUCAGGCAGACAUUAUCGCAUUCUGGCGUGGCCUGUGGUCAGAGCCCGUAAACCACAGCGAGGGCCCUUGGAUGGAAGUUGUGGCGAGCCAGGGUGCGAGUGUUACGCCUAUGGACCCCAUCACCGUAACGCCGGAAGAUGUGGCUGAGGCGUAUCUAAUGUUGUAUGCUGGAACAAAUGUUAGUUUGUCCCUGACGGAUAUAAUGCAAAAAAUGACGGAGCGCAUAGACGACCUGAAGCAGAGAAUUGCUGCUUGGGGAAAGCGGAUUCGACGAUAUACCGAGAGGUCGACACAGUUUAACAAGAAUCGUCUCUUCCAGAGUGAUCAGAAGAGGCUCUUUAAAUCGUUGGAGCGACCAAUGGUAAGUGAAACGGGCCCAGCACCGAAUCAGGCCGACACUGUAGCAUUCUGGCGCGGCCUGUGGUCAGAGCCCAUAAACCACAGCGAGGGCCUUUGCACGGAAGUUGUGGCGAGUCAGUGUGCUAGUAUAACGCCCAUGGACCCCGUCACCAUAACGCCGGAUGACGUAGCUGAGGCAGUCCGUAGGGCCCCGAACUGGAAAAGUCCGGGACUCGACGGGCUGCAUUACUACUGGCUGAAGGGGUUUGUGGUGUGUCACACUGUGCUCGCCCGACAGUUCCAAGAGGCUCCCAACCAGAAGUCGCUCCCGAGCCUCUUCACUACUGGGAUCACGCAUUUGAGCCAUGAUGCUUUACCAAAUUCAGAUCACGUGCAAAUCGAUUUAACCUGCAACGAAGUGAUGCCGUUAGAACAACUCUCAUUUAAUGUAACUGAACAAAAUGAUAUAAGUUCAUCAACGUACGCGUUGCAAUGUGGUUUUGAUUCCGACGACUCUUUGCGUGAUAAAUACUAUCUCCCAUCUGAUUCAAGUAGUCAUUCAAGUGACGAUUUUGAAUCAGUUAAAUCGAGUAGCCAAAAGUCCCAAGUGUUACAAACAAACGGAAGUUCUAAAAAAAAGAUUCACAAUCCAUAUUUCCACCACUUGUGGUCACAGAAAGCUUAA